AUGUCGCAAAAUAGACAUGCCAUGGGUCGAUGUGAACGAGUAUCGUGGGCGCAAGAGGCAAGCGAUUAUCGCCACGCACCCGUUCGACGACUUGCGUCGUCGUCGCCAACCUCGAACCACUUCAUCACAGAAAGCCCGACGACGAAAACGACGACGACGACACAACCCGACGCCGAUGCUGACGGCGCUCAAGCUGCCCAAGAUGGCUUCCCGCCCUUCACCCUCGCGGUCAAGGACAACAUCGCCACGCUGAACGAGCCGACGACGUGCGCCUCGGCCGGCCUGCGCAACUACACCUCCCCCUUCGAGGCCACCGUGGUCGCGCAGCUGCGCCGCCGCGGCGCCGUGCUCGUCGGCAAGACCAACCUCGACGAGUUCGGCAUGGGCUCGCACAGCGCCAACUCGGCCGUCCCUAGCCCCGGCCGGCCCGUGCCCGGCUUCCCGGACCCGGCGCGCUCGCCGGGCGGGAGCUCGGGCGGUAGCGCGGUCGCCGUGGCGAGGGGCGACGCCGACGUCGCGCUGGGGACCGACACGGGCGGCAGCGUGCGGCUGCCCGCGGCCUACACGGGCACCGUGGGCUUCAAGCCCAGCUACGGCAUGGUGUCGCGCUUCGGCGUCGUGCCGUACGCCAACAGCCUCGACACGGUCGGCCUGCUGGCCAGGGAUGUCGGUCAGAUCUCGCGGCUGCUGGUCCGGGGCGGCAUGUGGCGCGAGAACGACCCCAACGACCCUACCAGCCUGUCCGACAGCACGAGGAAGCGGUGCGCCGCUGUCAGAGAAGGAUACAGCGCUGCGGGUGCUACCUCGGAGCCAUCAUCAGGGGCGGCGCUGACCAGCUUCAAGCGCCUGACCUUCGGCGUCCCGCUAGAGUACAACAUCGAGGAGCUCAGCCCCCUCGUCAAAGCGGCAUGGCAGACCACCCUAGACCAGCUGCGACGCCUCGGCGCGCGCGUCGUCCCCGUCGCCCUGCCGACGACCAGGCACGCCCUCUCGGCGUACUACGUCAUCGCCCCGGCCGAGGCGUCCUCCAACCUCGCCAAGUACGACGGCGUGCGCUACGGCUCGCGCGACCCCUCGGGCGCCGCCGACGGCGCCGGGGACGUGCUCUACUCGGCCGCGCGCGGCGCCGGGUUCGGCGACGAGGUCAGGCGGCGCAUCCUGCUCGGCUCGUACACGCUGAGCUCCGAGGCCAUCGACAACUACUUCAUCCAGGCGCAGAGGGUGCGGCGCCUCGUGCGGCGCGACUUUGACCGCGCCUUCUGCCUGGGCAACCCGCUGCUGGACGGCGGCGGCGGCGAGGAGGGGGGGCAGCAGCAGCAGUUCGACCUGACGGACCUGCCCGAGGGCGUGGCGCUGGACGACAAGCGCGGCCCGCCGCAGGUCGACUUCCUCGUGUGCCCGACCGCGCCGACGCCGCCGCCGACGGCGGACGAGGUCCGGAGGGCGACGCCGCUGGACGCCUACAUGAACGACGUGUUUACGGUGCCGGCUAGCCUGGCCGGCCUGCCGGCGAUUAGCGUCCCGAUGCCCGGCAGGGAGUCAGAGUUGCCUAUCGGCAUGCAGCUCAUCGGGCAGUUCUGGGAUGAUGCGCGGCUGCUGGACACGGCGCAGACACUUGUGCAGGCGAUGAAGGGAUAA
This is a messenger RNA of Thyridium curvatum, 1638 nucleotides long. RefSeq lists its product as uncharacterized. Gene Ontology annotation, cellular component: mitochondrion; glutamyl-tRNA(Gln) amidotransferase complex. Gene Ontology annotation, biological process: glutaminyl-tRNAGln biosynthesis via transamidation; mitochondrial translation. Gene Ontology annotation, molecular function: glutaminyl-tRNA synthase (glutamine-hydrolyzing) activity. The record is from RefSeq and is a predicted model, not a curated record. The transcript is spliced from 2 exons. NCBI's taxonomy places the organism in Eukaryota, Fungi, Ascomycota, Sordariomycetes, Thyridiales, Thyridiaceae. Bases 1 to 1638 code for a protein of 545 amino acids.